Molecule: messenger RNA, 1662 nt
Organism: Cataglyphis hispanica
Lineage: Eukaryota; Metazoa; Arthropoda; Insecta; Hymenoptera; Formicidae
Exons: 6
Coding region: 234-1352 (372 amino acids)
Source: RefSeq, a predicted model, not a curated record
AGAGAGAGAGAGAGAGAGAGAGAGAGAGAGAAAGAAAAACUUUGAACCCGGCUUUAUGACCUUUAUGUUUAUAUAUAAAUAUAAAUAAUUUCACUUGUUCUUGAUGUGUCAUUACACAAAGAAACCAGAAGAAACAUAAAGCAUGUUGCUCGGAGAAUAAAAGAUCAAUUUUUUUUAAAUUAAAUUAACAAUAAUUUGCUAUGAACAGAAAUAUGUGCCCUUCUUGACAAGCAAUGUUUCGUACUUCUCAAAAAUUUCACAAGUUGAAAUGUGGUAAACAAAAUGAUAUUCCGACAAGAUUAGAAAUUGAACAAUGUCUUGGUACUUCAUUGGCCCAAAUUCUCUUCAACUAUAGUCAUCGUGAAAUGAUAAAAGUAUUAGACUCGACACGGUCUGCGAGAGUUUUACAACAAUCAUGUUACAAAGCACAAAAUGAUCAAUUAAAAACGGAUUUUAUUCGAGCAUCAGAAAAACAGAACAUUCUUAAAUCAAAUAUACAUCAUGACAUUUUAACAUUAGGUGAAGAAGAGUUGAUGAGAUUUGAAGCACAGAUUGAAGCAUUGACGCAGAGCAAACUGAGAAAUGAAUUUGCCAAGGAACGUUGCAUGCUUGAAGCUGAAAAGAGAUUCGCCAUCAAUUGCAAUGCAGAUGAGAUUCAUGCCAAAUAUGAAGAAUUUUUCAAGUCUGCUCAGCAAGAGUUGGAGCAAGAGAUUAAAACGGAGUUGGCAAAUAUAAAUAAUAAACAUAAGAAGGAAAUGCAGAAAAUUGCUGUAAAAACACGAUUAGACACGACACAUGAUGUGCUGAGAAAGUUGCGACCCCAAAUGUACUGUAUCAUUAAAUCUCUCUACGAUAACCUUGAAUUAUCUCAUCGUGCACAGAGAGAAAAAAUGAUUGCUGAUUUUAAUAAAAUCAUGAGAAAACAACAUCUCAAAUUGGAUACAAGAAUUAGAGAAGUAGAAAAGAAGAAAAUAGAGGAAUUACGUAUUCAACAUCAUGAACUUGAGAUACAAAAUAUAAUGAACAUUGUUUUUAUUCUUUGCAUGGAAAGAUUACGUAAUAGUUUACAAAUGCAUGCAAUAUAUAAACAUUGUGAGGAAAAGAUAAAGUUUUUGCAUGAACUUAUUGCUAAACAAAAUGAUGCUAUAAACACAAUGAAGAAAAGGAUUACAGAAUAUCACAACAAGAAUGUAAUGCUCCAAGAAAAAGUUAUUGCUAUUACUAAGGAAUUUCAAAAAUUUAUAAAUUUUGCAUUUGAUGCCAUGCCAGAGCAUGCUGACUUUUUAUUGCCAUUAGAUUUACUUUCUGUAAAUAGCAUAAAUAAAGAAGACAAUAAGCAAGAAAAAAGUUGAUAGGUAACUUAAGAAAGGUCUUGUAAAAAAUUUUACAAUAAGAAAUUAUAUAUCGAGAAGAAAUAGAUAAAAUAUAGAAUAAAAAAUUUUAAUUUAACGCUUACAAAAAUAUACUGACAAUGAAUGUUAUAGAAGCAAGAAUAUAUUUUUUUAUACAUAUUGUAGUUACAUCAAAACAUAUAACAUGGAAAAAUAUGUACAAAAAAAUAUGGUAUCAAAAUAUUGAGUUCUCUCUGAUUACUCCAGUAAUAUAUAGUAUAGAAACAUAUAAUUCUUUUUGUACAAAAAUUUCAAAUUAGUUAAUAAUUAA